AUGGACUCUCUCAAGAAAGAGAUCGACAAAAAGAAUGAAGAAAUACUGAAACUAAACAAAGAUGUGCGAGAUCUAAGAGCGCAAAACGAUAACCUACAGAUUACUGUGGGGUCGAAGGAAAAAAAAAUCAAAACUCUGAAGGAGAAGAUUCAGAAAUUGGAAAGCGAGAAGAAGACAUUGGAAACAAAUUUAAAAGCUGUGCAGGUUGAACUGGAUGCCGUGAGAAGCGGGGUCGCCGAGAUGAAAGAUAAAAAUGCAACACUGAAGACGGAUGUUGCCAAAUUAUCGUCAAGAAUGGACGAAGUCACAAAAGAUCUCCACGAAAGUAUAAGGGAAAACUCGACUCUUGAAGAGAAAAAUACAACGCUGAAGUUAACUGUCGAGAAACUAUCAAGAAAGGUGGAUGGUAUUACUGAAGAUCUUGAAGAAAGCAUAACUGAAAAUAGGUCUCUAAAGAAGGAAGUCGACGAUUUGCGAGAGAGUCUGGAAAUGGCAGAGAAUGCUCUGGUUGCUGAGCGAAUGGCGUUACCAUUCAUCCCUUCGACUUCGGCUAACCCAUUAACUAGUGCGUCUUUGGUCCUAGGUGAAUUAUGCUGGCAAAUUCAAGGAAUGAUGUACCAAAAUGUGUUUCCCAAUUCUUAUGACUCUAAAAAGAGUUACAAGAUGAAACAUAUUGACCAAGAUAUCGAUGAUCUUGAAGACGAACAGCAAAGAGAGGAAGCGAAGAAGAAAUGGAGUGAAUGA
Messenger RNA from Stylophora pistillata, 744 nucleotides. RefSeq lists its product as uncharacterized. The record is from RefSeq and is a predicted model, not a curated record. NCBI's taxonomy places the organism in Eukaryota, Metazoa, Cnidaria, Anthozoa, Scleractinia, Pocilloporidae.